GUUCGUGGACGUCUCGGUCAGACAGGUUGGCUGGCUUGGUUCCCUCCUCUGGCUUCAGGAGCAGAACCUUCUCUAUGGCACCGAGCUGGCAGACAAAGAGGAUGUCAGGUGGUGGGCGGAGCAGCGUGCAACUGCACCGUUAGACAGGGAGGUGGAUCCCUGGGGCGCGCUAAAGCU
Messenger RNA from Symbiodinium sp. CCMP2456, 177 nucleotides. Lineage: Eukaryota; Dinophyceae; Suessiales; Symbiodiniaceae. The record is from the annotation of a GenBank genome assembly.